UUUUUGGUCCAGCACUGUGGUCACAUUGUGGCUGCAUCCUUAGGCUAGAGGAGAUUUGGAUCUGGCACAGCUCAUCUGGAAAGCACAAUGAGUGUCAAGGCCUUCAAGCUUGUUCCCGCAGUUGAGCGGGAAAUGUUGAUGAAUGACAAAAAUCGGAUCAAUAUUGAAUGCAUUGAGUGUUGUGGACGGAAUCUCUACAUUGGCACCAAUGACGGUUCUAUCUGCCACUUCCUCCUGGAAGAAAAAAAUUCACCAGCAGAGAAGACAACUUUUUCUGUCACCAAGCAGCUGCAUAAAUACCUAAGUUUUCGGAAAGCUGUGGGAGAGCUGAAAGCAGCGUCAGCCCUCAAUCGGCUUCUCGUGCUAUGUGACAAUACCAUAACGUUGAUGAACAUGAUGAACUUGGAGCCUAUCCCCACAGGGGCAAGGAUCAAAGGAGCUGUGACAUUCACUUUGAAUGAGAAUCCUGUGAGUGGGGACCCAUUCUGUGUCGAGGUUUGUAUCGUUUCUGUCAAACGAAGGACCAUUCAGCUGUUCCUGGUAUAUGAGGACAGAGUCCAGAUUGUGAAGGAGGUUUCCACUCAGGAACAGCCCUGUGCUGUGGCUGUGGAUGGCCAUUAUUUAUGCCUUGCUCUAACCACUCAGUAUAUUAUCCUGAAUUAUAAUACUGGAGUCUCCCAGGAUCUGUUUCCUUACUCUAGCGAAGAGAGACGGCCAAUUGUGAAAAGAAUAGGUAGAGAAGAGUUCCUGUUGGCUGGACCUGGAGGAUUAGGUAUGUUUGCAACUGUGGAUGGCAUUUCCCAGCGUGCUCCUGUUCACUGGUCAGAAAAUGUAAUUGGUGCUGCCCUCUGUUUUCCCUAUGUAAUUGCUCUGGAUGAAGAGUUCAUUACAGUACACAGUAUGUUGGACCAGCAGCUAAAACAGACACUACCCUUUAAGGAUGGUCACAUCCUGCAAGAUUUUGAAGGCAAAGUAAUUGUAGCUACCACCAAAGGAGUAUAUAUCUUGGUGCCACUACCUCUGGAAAGACAGAUUCAAGAUCUUUUGGCUAGCCAGAGAGUCGAAGAAGCCCUUGUGUUGGCAAAGGGGGCCCGAAGAAAUAUUCCAAAGGAGAGAUUUCAGGCAAUGUACAAGCGAAUUCUGCAGCAAGCAGGAUUUAUACAGUUUGCACAGCUUCAGUUCCUAGAAGCAAAAGAACUCUUCAGAAGCGGCCAACUUGACGUUCGGGAGCUGAUCUCUCUCUACCCCUUCCUGCUGCCUACUUCCUCUUCAUUCAUGCGAUCGCACCCUCCUCUCCACGACUAUGCUGACUUAAACCAACUGACACAAGGGGAUCAGGAGAAAAUGACCAAGUGCAAGCAGUUUCUCAUGAGCUACUUGAGUGAAGUGCGUAGCACCGACGUUGCAAAUGGCUACAAGGAAGAUGUGGAUACAGCUUUGUUGAAGCUCUACGCAGAAGCCAAUCAUGAAAGCCUUCUAGAUCUCCUGGUCACCGAGAACUUCUGUCUCCUCACAGACAGUGUGGCAUGGCUGGAAAAGCACAAAAAGUUUUUUGCCCUUGGACUCCUGUAUCACUCUAACGGUCAAGAUGCUGCAGCCCUACAGUUAUGGGUAAAAAUUGUUAAUGGAGACAUUCAAGACUCCACACGCACAGACCUUUACGAUUACAUUGUAGACUUCCUUACCUCUUGCCCUGACCAUGAACUGGUGUGGAAGUAUGCAGAGUGGGUCCUGCAGCGAAGUGAAGAGGUUGGUGUGUACAUUUUCACUAAAAGGCCAUUGGAAGAAGAACAGAGAAACAGCUUUAAUCCAGACGAUGUCAUCAGAUGCCUUAACAAAUUUCCCAUAUCACUAGUAAAAUACUUAGAAUUCUUGGUAUUAGAAAGAGGAAUAAAGAAGGAAAAGUUCCACACCCACUUAGCAGAGCUUUACCUGGACGAAAUUCUACAUCUGCAGUCAUUGGGUGCAGAGGGGUGUGAGGAGCUAGCCAAAACACAGGCAAAGCUGCGCCAUCUUCUGCGAAAAUCUGACCUUUAUAGAGUUCAUUUUAUUUUAGAUAAAAUCAGUGGCACAGAUCUGCAUAUGGAGUGUGCAAUCUUGUAUGGAAAACUGGAAGAGCAUGAUAAAGCUUUACAUAUCCUGGUCCAUGAGCUAAAGAAUUUUGCCGCUGCCGAGGACUACUGUGUGUGGAAUUCUGAGAGCAAAGACCUUCCUUACAGGCAGAAACUGUUUCACACACUACUUUUGACAUAUCUAAAUUCGAGCACGUCCGAAGAAGAACUGAUCAUGGCAGCUGUAGAUCUUCUCAACCAUCAUGCCCCUGACUUUGAUGCUGUGUGUGUUCUGCAGCUUAUUCCUGACAGCUGGUCAGUGCAGCUUCUCUCUUCUUUUUUGACGGGUGCAAUGAGGGAAAGCAUCCAUGCACAAAGAAUGACUCGGAUUGCAGUGGGCUUAGCAGAAGUGGAGAAUCUUACUUAUAAGCAUGAAAAGAUAAAACUAAAAGGACAUCCGACUAUUCUCUCAGACAAAAAACUCUGCCAGGUGUGUCAAAGCCCUUUCUGUGAGCCUGCUUUUGUCAGGUAUCCAAACGGCAGUGUGGUCCACACGCACUGCGCUGCGAACAGGCUUGUGAAUUCUAACACAAGCCAUCAUUUAUCCAACCCCAGUGGACAGACAUGAAACACAUUCACGAUGGUGCAAUUGCUGUGUCGUAGUGGCUCUUUGGAAUAACCCAGGAGAAUCUGCUGGCUAAGGAACAACUGAGUCAAGAAGAGGGGUUUGCCCUUGGGUGGAUGGGAAAUCUUCCAUCAAUCUCGAACACCACCACCCAACUGCUGAUGUAUGGUGAAUGUAGAUGGCACAAGAAAUUACAGAUGUUUAUAUAAUGAAGAAAUGCUUUCCUCACUGUGAGUGUAAGUAUUGGGGAGGGGAGUAAUGAGUAUUAUUAUUUUUUUAAAAAAUGAAAACUUGCACUGAACUUGAUCAAGCAGAGAGGGUGAUGGGCAGAAAUGUUUCUUCUCCACAUAGUUGGACUAUUCUGUCUCUUGGAGAACUGGAAUGGAGUAGCACUUUCUUAAGAGUAGAGCAUAAUGUUCUCAACUGGGUCUAAAUUUUGCCUGUUGGAGAAGCAUCAGGAACUUGUUCUGUGCUCUUCAUAAUGUUAAAAUUUGAUGCACUUUUGAGCCUUUGUUUCCCCCCUCCUUCUCUGCUGCAUAAGCCCCAGCUGUUACAAAGCUUAUUGAACCAGUGACUUCCGGGCAACCUCCUCCUCCAGUUGGGAGUGAGAGGGGAAGUGGGAUGGUGGGUUUGCCAUGGUUUGAAUGUCCCAGAGUUUCUCACACUACUAAUCACAGGGAAGCCACCCACAUCUGCUGUAUGGAACUGUAAAGUAUUUAGGGGUGAGGAGGGGUGAGGGGGAAAGUCUUUAAUAAAUGUCAUGAUUUAUUUAUUAUCCUACAAAUGUUCUGUAAAUACAGCUGAAUGAAAUGGUUUUAUAUCUCAGCAUUCUCUAGAGCAAGCACAUGUAAUCAGUAAUUCCAGGUAUAGUUUUUUAAGUCUACACCUGACAUCACAAAGAGCCAUCUUUCCCUGCAAGUGAAGAAAUCUGUGCCUCUGAUCUGCUUUGCAGGAAUGGAUUUGUACAAAAAAGGGAUAAGGAUGCUGUAAAGACGUCAUUAAUUGCAUCCUGAAGGUGCUGAAUAAGCUUGAUAACACUUAAUAAAUGCUCUAUGGAUUCUGAA
Messenger RNA from Pogona vitticeps (central bearded dragon), 3740 nucleotides. Lineage: Eukaryota; Metazoa; Chordata; Lepidosauria; Squamata; Agamidae. The record is from RefSeq and is a predicted model, not a curated record.